AUGACUUCCAUUAUUGGAUUAUCUUCACAAGCGCAAACCGAACAUUCUCGGCCAUCUUCGUUGAUUUCUGGAGGUCAUCCAUCCACAUCGUUAACACAUCGGUUGCCAUCAAUCCUGACCCCGUCCACUUCCGGAUGCACAAUAACCUGCAAGGCAUGUCAUAAACCGACGUUCUUUGUCGAUGAACAAGCCAUUAUCAACAUGCCCGUUAACGUUGCACUCAAAAACCUCAUUAACAGAUAUCGAUGUAAUAGUACACCAACGAAUAAAGACAAACACAACCUCGAGCAACAUCCUACCUGUCAGUUGUGUGAUAGUGAUGAACCGGCUGAGGCAUCCGUAUUCUGUGAGCAAUGUGACAUCUACUAUUGUCAGCCGUGUCAAUCAUCGUUACAUCCAGCCCGAGGGCCACUCGCCACUCAUAAACUAGUACAUCCUUCGGCCAGGCGUCCGCCACGUUGUCCCGCAUCGGUGACUGCGAUUAAGGAAUCGAAAUGCCUCAGUCACCCAACCGAACUGCUCUCGAUGUAUUGUGUCGUCUGUCGGAUGGCCAUAUGUGGUGUUUGCUUACAAGAGAUUCGACACACAAACCAUGAUGUUCAGAGCCUUGAGAAAACGUGCAAAACACAGAAACAACCCAAAAUGGGUGCUGAUAUCUCGAGUCUUACCUAUACAGCUGUUUGCUGUCGCCGCAUCGACAUUUCCUUCUAA
Molecule: messenger RNA, 711 nt
Organism: Anisakis simplex (herring worm)
Lineage: Eukaryota; Metazoa; Nematoda; Chromadorea; Rhabditida; Anisakidae
Source: the annotation of a GenBank genome assembly